Closterium sp. Naga37s-1 is the source of this 2901-nucleotide messenger RNA. NCBI's taxonomy places the organism in Eukaryota, Viridiplantae, Streptophyta, Zygnematophyceae, Desmidiales, Closteriaceae. The record is from the annotation of a GenBank genome assembly.
AUGUCGCUGUCGCAUCUCGUCCCGCUCCCCGCGCGGUCAGCGGCAGGCCCGUCCCCGCUACGGCUGGCAUUUCUUUCAGUCCGCCGCGCGCAGUGCGCCUUAGCAGCAUACCUCGUUUUCCUCAUUUCCCCUCCGUCCCCGCUGUUCCCGCCUUCCCCUGUCCACCCCCGCAGAUGCCACGCGCAGCAGGGCAGCGCAGCGCCCAUUUUCGGUCCGCCUGAGGGGACGAGCUUGCGCGAGGGAGAAGAAGGGAAUGACACGUGGUGGGACGCGCAGUGUCUCUUCCAUCCCGUGGUGCUGCCGCCAGCACAUGCCGCAGUAGCAGCUAAUGCAACAGCAGAAGCAGACGGUGAUGCAGCAGCAGCAGCAACAGGAGCAGCAGCAGGAGCAGGAGCAGCACCAGUACCACAGGGACUCGACGAGCUAGCAGCAGGUGGAUUGAAGAGGUACUGGCGCAUGUACUACUAUGGCCGCUCCAGUAACACAUGGGGGGGACCCAGUCCCUCCGCUCCCUCCUCCGCCUCCACACCCCUCCCUCCUCUCCCCGCGCUCUUCACCACUGGCAGCAUAGGCCUGGCAAUCAGCAGCGACGGCAUGACAUGGAGCAGAGUGCGAGGACCAGAGGCAGGGGGGGCGAUUCUCACCCCGCGCUUACACGAACCUUUAGCAUUUGAUUCCUUGCAUGUGGGGUGCGGCGAUGUGGUGUGGGUGGAGCAAGGGGAUACAGGCGAGGAGUGCACGCAAGGGGGAGGGGGCGGCGAGAGGCGAGGAGGGGUAGAGGGAGCGCAUGGGAAGGGCGAGUGGUGGAUGUUCUACUUUGGAGGGGGCAGGGAGGCACGUGAGGUGCGACCGGGAGUGAGCGUGCACGGUGCCACCAUGCGCAUUGGCAUUGCCACGUCCCGGGAUGGGAUUCACUUCCUCCGCGUCACAACAACCGGUGCUGCUGACGCUGCUGGUGCUGAUGGUAUGAGUGACACUGGUGGUGUGCUGUCAGCAGCACGGGAGGGAGUGGUGGUGGAUGUAGGCGCAGCAGGGCAGCCGGAUGAUCUGUUUGUAGCCUGGCCGCGUGUGCUCACUCCCUCCAUGCUCGCCCGUGCCAACGCUUCUGCUGCCUCCGACCCUGCUCAAGCAACUCUACCUCAGAACCUCUGGCUCAUGACCUUUAGUGCCAUGUCCUCCACCUCCCCCUCCUACAUCCUCCUCGCCUCCUCCCCCAACGGCCUCUCCUGGACCCGCCACGGCCCCAUCCUCUCCCCAGGCCCGCCUGGUGCAUGGGAUGCAGCAGGGGUGGGGCGGCGGCAUGUGACUGUUCAUGGGGGCGUUCUUGCCAUGUGGUAUGAGGGCGUGGGGGGGGGUGGCAGGCAUGCCAUUGGACUUGCGAUUUCGCGGGAUGGGUUCAGAUGGGGGAAGGUAGAGAUGGAAGGGCGCGAACCAGGAGGACCGGUGUUUGGACCGUGGGAGGGGAGGAAAGCUGGGGAAGAAGAGAGUAAAAGGGAUUUGGGAGGGAAAGGGGAAGAGAGUGGGGAUGGGGAUGGGGAUGGGGAUGGGGAUGGGGAUGGGGUACAUGCAUGGGAGGACUUAGUGGUGGCGGCACCGCAUGUGGUGUGCAUGGGGGAUGGCACCAUGCGGCUGUACUAUGCUGCUCGGGGCACGGGCAGCAAGAGCUCCUCUGUCUUCAAGAUUGGGGUGGCGUUUGGCACGAGCAGCGAGCUGGGGGCGUGGCGCAGGGCUGGGUGUGAGAAGGCCAGCUCAAACUCCCUCUCAUCCACUCUGCUGCGACGGGCUGCUGGGGACACGCUGCGACUCCUUCCCCUUGCUCCUGCUCCUGUUCCUGCCCGCCCUGCUGCUCCUGUACCUCCCCUCCGUGCCGCCCCAGCUCUCUCUGCUGCCCCUGUUCGCCCUGCUGCCCCUGCUCCUGCCCACCCUACUACACCUUGCCGGUCCAGCCCCUGUGGCACAGACAUGGAUCCCUUUGGCUCCGGUGCAUUCGACCCCAUGCCAUUGCCCCUUGGCACAGGCCCUUUUGUCUCUCCUUCCGCAGUCCCCUUGACGUCGCCUUGCCCUGCCACCUUCUCUCCUCCAUUCCCCUCUCCGCGACCCCCCCCCUCCUCUUUUCUCUCCUCCCUGCCCCUCCGUUCUCCCACUGCCCUCUCCUUUCUCAGCCCCCUCCACCGCUCCGCACUCCUCUAUCUCCCAACGCGGUCCCCUUCCCUCUCUCCCCCACUCUCCCCCCCCCCCUUCCUCCUCCCCACACCCCUUCCCCUCCUCACACAGACGGCUCCUCCCUCCCCCAAGCCUCGACCCUUCACUCUCCGCAAGGGAGAGGCUAGAGCAGGUGCGCAACUCUGGCUGCUGGCUUCCUGGGCUGCUGCUGCCUGGCUCGCUGCUGCUGCUUGUAUUCCUCCUAUUGCUGCUGCUGCUGCUGCUGCUGCUGCUGCUGCUGCUGCUGCUGCUGCUGCUGCUGCUGCUGCUGCUGCUGCUGCUGCUGUUGCUGUGGAUGUCGAUGCUUGUGAUGCAUCCUCUGCUGCUCGUUUCUGCUCUACAGCAGCUGCAGCAGCUGAGUGCGCAUGUGCUGUCACCUCUUUCAGCCGCGCCAGUGACGACAUGGCCACCAGCAGCCGCUCCUGGCUCCGCUCCCUUCCCUUUCCGCCGCUCCCGGGGCUGGAUUCCGCCAGUUGCUGCAUCAGCGGUUCUCUGAGCGAGUCGAUACACCUCCUCUUCCCCGCGCUUCCCCCCUCCUCCGCCUCGGCCAUGCGCGCGCCAUAUCCUCGACCCGCCCGCGCAACCCACGUGUUCGUCCGCCCACUCCCCCUCGUCCGCGCUGCCCCCAUCCGCACGAGUUGCGCCAUUCCCCCCUUGCUCCCCCCGCACCCGCUGAGCGGGGCUCCGACCAUUGGCUGA